Lichtheimia ornata is the source of this 981-nucleotide messenger RNA. RefSeq lists its product as uncharacterized. Gene Ontology annotation, cellular component: mitochondrion. NCBI's taxonomy places the organism in Eukaryota, Fungi, Mucoromycota, Mucoromycetes, Mucorales, Lichtheimiaceae. The coding region runs from base 1 to 981 and encodes 326 amino acids. The record is from RefSeq and is a predicted model, not a curated record. Gene Ontology annotation, biological process: mitochondrial respiratory chain complex I assembly. The transcript has 10 exons.
AUGCUUCGUUCACGUCUCGUACAGCACACAGCUAUUACCCGAUUGCCAUGGCGACGCAUGUAUGCAACAGCGUCUUCGUCACAAAACACACCUAUAUUCCAAGUCUUCAAUCGCGAUGCCAAACGUCGUCAAAAGGAUCGUGCUGCCAUGGAUGUCGAAAGCAGUCGCACAGUCGAUUACCUUAGAGACGAGGUUGCCGCUCGUGUUGCCGAUCGCUUGGCGGAUAUCAAACGCGAUUUUCAUACAGUGGUGGACCUUGGUUCGGGUUGUGGACACAUUGUAAAGCACCUUAGCAAGGACAAUAUGAAGAAAUUGAUCAUGUGUGAUAUGUCAGAGCAAGCCUUGAAGAGAGACAUGGAUCAAUAUUAUCCAGUCGAAGUUGAACGCAAGGUUGUGGAUGAGGAAUAUUUACCUUUCAAGGAGGAUUCAUUGGAAGCAGUGGUUAGCAGCAUGUCGAUGCAUUGGGUGAAUGAUUUACCAGGCGCUCUUAUUCAAGUACGCAAGGCAUUGGAACCGGAUGGUGUGUUUGUUGGUGCUAUUCUUGGUGGUGACACUCUUUUUGAAUUAAGAACAUCGCUUCAACUUGCUGAAACGGAACGAGAAAGCGGUGUCUCGCCACAUGUAUCGCCAAUGACAGAUUCUAGUGAUAUCGCUCGCCUACUCAGUCGCGCUGGCUUUGUGCUCACGACGGUGGAUGUGGAUGAAAUCCAAGUCAGCUAUCCUUCCAUGUUUGAAUUGAUGGAGGAUUUGAAAGCCAUGGGUGAAAACAACGCUGUAUUAUCUCGACGACCUAUGCUCCACCGGGAUACUCUUAUGGCUGCUGCUGCCAUUUACAAAGAGCUUCAUGGUAAUCCUGAUGGUACAAUUCCAGCUACAUUUGAGAUUAUCUACAUGAUUGGAUGGAAACCAUCAGCAACCACACCUCAGCCAAAGAAACGAGGAUCUGCAACUACAUCCAUGAAAGAUGUAUUAGAAAACUAG